Molecule: messenger RNA, 258 nt
Organism: Paramuricea clavata
Lineage: Eukaryota; Metazoa; Cnidaria; Anthozoa; Malacalcyonacea; Plexauridae
Source: the annotation of a GenBank genome assembly
AUGGACGUUCUUCCAACAGGAUACGGAAAGAGUAUCAUCUACCAAAUACUCCCAAAGGUUUUAUCCGAAUUGCGAUACAACCAUACAGGGGAUAGAAAGACAGCUACAGCUAUCGUGGUCAGUCCACUCGAGCAGAUUCGUAAGCAGCAAGUAGAAAGACUGAAUUUAAGGGGAAUCGAAUCUGCUUCACUCGUGGACGUUAAGGCUAGUGACGUUACAAUGCUUUUGCGAAUUCGAGGUCCUUUUCGGAAGUGCUAA